Xylaria bambusicola is the source of this 1368-nucleotide messenger RNA. Its product is annotated as SAICAR synthase-like protein. The transcript is spliced from 2 exons. NCBI's taxonomy places the organism in Eukaryota, Fungi, Ascomycota, Sordariomycetes, Xylariales, Xylariaceae. Bases 1 to 1368 code for a protein of 455 amino acids. The record is from RefSeq and is a predicted model, not a curated record. Gene Ontology annotation, biological process: inositol phosphate biosynthetic process; phosphatidylinositol phosphate biosynthetic process. Gene Ontology annotation, cellular component: cytoplasm; nucleus. Gene Ontology annotation, molecular function: inositol-1,4,5,6-tetrakisphosphate 3-kinase activity; inositol hexakisphosphate kinase activity.
AUGUCGCCCACACCGGAAGAGUUGCGCGAGCUGAAGCGGGCUAAGACGGCUCCAGUCAAGCCUAAAGAUGUUCCCAAGCAUCAGGACUUGGUGGGUUAUAAGCAUGCUGUUGCCGGCCAUGAUGGGACAAUGUGUGACGCCGAUGGCGAGCUCUUCGUCAAGCCCUGUACUCAGGCCGAGGUGGACUUCUACGAAUCCGCUAGACUCCAUCCUGAUUUUGCCGAGCUCAUACCUGUAUACUGCGGCAGCCUCGCCCUUCUCGACACGACAACUGCUGCUUCGAUACAUCAACAGUUACCUGGCCUGAUCGACAAGGCAGAUAUCUCAAAGGGGUUAAAAGAUGAACUGAAAUCUCAUCUAGACCCAGACGCGACCCCAGAAGUCGUAAAUCAUGACAGUGCCCAAGAACCACUUAGAAAGGACGCACCAAGUCAAGAGUCGCUUUCCACAGAAAGUAAGAGACCGGAGGCUAAAACAGGCCCAAUUAAAACAGACCGCGCUAUUACCCUUCUCAACGCUUCCUAUGGCUUCAAGAAGCCCAAUAUAAUGGAUGCCAAAAUGGGCCAGCAGCUAUGGUCGAAAAAUGCGUCAAUGGAGAAGAGGGAGCGUUUUGAUAAAAUCACAGAGAGCACAACGCACAAGAAUUUUGGUUUUCGAGUUGCUGGUAUGCAGGUGUACAAGGGCACCCACCCCAAGUACACAACACCUGAUGGAAAAGAGGCGUUUUCGCCCAACGUAUCGGGGCCAAAUGAAGAAGGCUUCAUGAUAUACAACAAAUUUUGGGGUCGUGACGAUGUAAACGACGCAAAUCUGGCGGAAUCGCUAAAGCUAUACAUUUUUAAUGAGGCCGCCGGUAUUGAUGAAGAGUUGGGAAAACUUGUUGCCGGUCUGUUUGCCAGCGAUCUUCGGAGAGUUGAAGAGGUGCUGCAGAAGGAAGAGAGUCGUAUGUAUUCAUCGAGUCUCCUCUUUGUCUUUGAAGGUGAUGGUACCGCUUUGAGAGCGGCUAUCGAGGAAGCGAAGGCUGCAGAGGUGGAAACGCAACGCGUACACUCCGAGAUGGUCACGUUAGUAAACAAGAGGGCCUCGCCACGAGCCGUCAGCACUAAUCUCCGGGUGGACAGUGGUAUCGGAAUGGACGACGAGGAGCUCAAGUUCGUUGCAGAAUCGGUUGUGCUACAGAACGAUUUCGAAGAAGGGAGCGGGGACGACGACGAUGAGUUUGAUGAGAUGUCGACAUUUCCCCAUAUAUAUUCCUUGAAGAUGAUUGACUUCGCGCAUGCUGAAUGGACUCCUGGCUUGGGACCAGACAAGGCUGUGCUUCUCGGUGUCAAAAGCCUCGCGGAGACUUUCGAGAAAUUCUCCGAGUAA